Molecule: messenger RNA, 1898 nt
Organism: Ananas comosus (pineapple)
Lineage: Eukaryota; Viridiplantae; Streptophyta; Magnoliopsida; Poales; Bromeliaceae
Exons: 2
Coding region: 340-1560 (406 amino acids)
Source: RefSeq, a predicted model, not a curated record
ACUCAUACUUACGCUGCAUCGAACACCCCCUCAUUUUAGAGAGAGAAAGCGCCACGAGAGGAAGCGCUUUUCCUCUCUUUUUCUCUCUCUCGCUCCCCCCUUCGUGUUCUCAUCCACAAUCCCCUCGAAAAAUCCCUUCCUUGGAGCUCGAUUUCGCCCUAAAUGCUUCUAAUUCGAGCUCGAUACGGGCGCUUUUGAAUCUGGGUUUGCGAGGGUUUUAGUUUGGUAAUCAUUUUCAACUUAUUUGAAAUCGAUGAUCAAAUUUUGAGUUGUUGAAAGAAAGUAGGAAGGAGUUGUGGCAAUUUAAUCGCGAAAUUACAUUACUACGGCGUUAUAUUUAUGGAAGGGAAUAUUAUCAGAAACAUGAUUCCCGGAGUAUCUAACAGUAUGUCGAAUCUACAAGAUCAACACUUGUACUUGAAUGGGUGUCUUUCCCGUCAACAGCAGCAACAAAAUCAAUCCCCUUAUCAAAAUUAUGCAAUUACCCCCCAAAUGUUCGAUGUUUUGCCCCAGUCGGCGAAUCACAUGCAGAAUGAGUUGGACCACGACCCUACACUUCCAAUGAUGGUCCACAAUGAUGGCGAUCAUGUAAAAAAUUCAAGCGAAGAAGAUGAAGGGAGCUUCAGAACUGAGGAUGGAGAUGAUAUCAUACAUGGAAAGCAGGCUUCAAAAUGGCACAGAAUGAAGUGGACCGAUGAAAUGGUUAAGCUUCUUAUAACCGUGGUUUCUUACAUAGGAGAGGAUUAUAACUUGGAAUGCUCUAGCAUGUCGAAGAGAAAGUUAUCCAUGCUGCAGAAAAAGGGUAAGUGGAAGCUGGUUUCGAAGGUAAUGGCGGAAAGAGGUUGUUUUGUUUCUCCGCAGCAGUGUGAAGACAAGUUUAAUGAUCUCAACAAGAGGUACAAAAGGCUUAAUGAUAUUCUUGGUAGGGGGAUAUCUUGUAGGGUGGUGGAGAAUCCUGCUCUUUUGGAAUGUAUGAAUCACCUUAGCGAUAAGACAAAGAAUCUCGUGAGAAAGAUAUUGAGUUCGAAGCAUCUGUUCUACGAAGAGAUGUGCUCGUACCACAAUGGAAACCGAUUUCGUUUAAAAGCUGAUCCCGCACUUCUGCAGUCCCUGAAAAUGGCUCUAGGAAGUGCAGAUCAGCAUAAUGAAGAUGAGAUCGACGAAGAUAAUCAAGGCGGAGAUAAUGAUGAUAGGGGGCUAAGUUUUAAUAAAAGGAUGGUACAUGGGGUGGAGUGUAAAAAUCCUUCGGUGCCUCAAGAUUGUAACAGGACGAACUCAUUUGAUAUGAACCAAGUUCUUGAUGAAGGUCUCAAGGGUGAUUGGGUGCAGCAGGAAGAGAACUUGCGGUCACGCUCACUGAAGCUGGAAGCGAAAAAGUUGCAGGUUGAGAUGCAAAGGCAUGAGCUUGAAGAGCAGCGUAUGAAGUGGCAGCAGUUUAGUAAGAAGAAGGAUAGAGAAUUGGAUAAGAUGAGAGUCGAAAAUGAAAGGAUGAAGCUGGAAAAUGAUCAGUUGCAAUUGGUAUUGAAGCACCAGGAGCUAAAGCUGAGGUUAUAUCAUUGAGAAAUUGAAGAAAUAUUUGGAUAGAAGUGUGGAAUCUCAGAAUUAUCAAUUUUGGUAAGCGAUAGUUAUGCAUGGAGUCAUUCUUACAUAAAACCCUUACUUUAUUUAUGAAAAACAGAAAAUUUGCAAGUUGGAUGUUUAUAGAGUAGGUGAUAGCAGUUGCAUGCUUCUGCAGUUUAACUUGUUCGGGCUUUAGAGUAUGGUUGUUGAUACAAGAAAGUUGUUUCAUAUUUCACAAGAAAGCUUUUUUACUCUUAAUUUUGAUUUCAAGUUAUAAUCAUUGUGACGCAUGGUAAAUAGAAUGUCCUAUCGAACUUGUUCCGGCCACUUAUGUUUUA